This is a messenger RNA of Penicillium paradoxum, 630 nucleotides long. RefSeq names its product Rab family GTPase. Bases 1 to 630 code for a protein of 209 amino acids. Lineage: Eukaryota; Fungi; Ascomycota; Eurotiomycetes; Eurotiales; Aspergillaceae. Gene Ontology annotation, molecular function: GTPase activity; GTP binding. The transcript is spliced from 4 exons. The record is from RefSeq and is a predicted model, not a curated record.
AUGGCUUCCAGGCAAGCAGCAGGAGCCCGCCCGGGCGCAAAGUUCGCCCAGUUCAAGCUCGUCCUUCUUGGAGAGUCCGCCGUUGGAAAGGACCAAUUCGAUGAUUACCGCGAGUCCACCAUCGGAGCCGCCUUCCUGACACAGACCAUCUCCCUCGAUGAUAGCACCACAGUCAAGUUUGAAAUUUGGGAUACUGCUGGACAGGAGCGGUAUAAGUCGUUGGCCCCGAUGUACUAUCGAAAUGCCAACUGCGCUGUGGUUGUCUAUGACAUCACUCAAGCUUCAUCGCUAGACAAAGCCAAGUCAUGGGUGAAGGAACUCCAACGCCAAGCGAAUGAAAACAUUGUGAUUGCCCUGGCAGGCAACAAGCUUGAUCUUGUCACAGAGAGCCCCGAUAAACGAGCGAUCUCCGAGGCCGAUGCAGAGGCCUAUGCACGCGAAGCGGGUCUGCUCUUCUUCGAAACAUCUGCCAAGUCAUCGAUUAAUGUCAAAGAAUUGUUUACCGCCAUCGCCAAGAAACUGCCUCUGGAUCAGGCCAAUCCUCGGAACUUGCGGGCGACCCCUCGGCCCGGUGUCGAUUUGCGACCAGAAGCCCCUGGUACUCAAGGUGCUGGUGCAUGCAAUUGCUAA